Messenger RNA from Dromiciops gliroides (monito del monte), 4752 nucleotides. RefSeq names its product FLVCR heme transporter 1 (gene FLVCR1). NCBI's taxonomy places the organism in Eukaryota, Metazoa, Chordata, Mammalia, Microbiotheria, Microbiotheriidae. The transcript has 10 exons. The coding region runs from base 25 to 1695 and encodes 556 amino acids. Gene Ontology annotation, cellular component: membrane; mitochondrion. The record is from RefSeq and is a predicted model, not a curated record. Gene Ontology annotation, molecular function: heme binding; heme transmembrane transporter activity. Gene Ontology annotation, biological process: transmembrane transport; mitochondrial transport; erythrocyte differentiation.
CCUGCCCUAAGCGCCCCGAGGGACAUGACCCAAGCGGCCGCGGCGGCGGAGCAGGCGGAGGAAAACCUGGCGGAGGUCGGGACUCCCAGCUCAAACAGCCACCUAAGGGCCGAGGGGGAGUCGGAGGACAAGCGGGCGAAUGGAACCUGCCAGGCCGCGGCGAACGGGAACCCGGUGCUCUGCGAAGCCGCCGCGGGGGACUUCCACAAGCCCCAGCCCGGGGAAGAGGAGGAGGAGCCCCAGGCCCGACUGGUCCCCCUGCUUCCCCGCGGCGGCCAGGCCGAGGCGGAGGCGGAGGCGGAGGCGGAGGAGGGGGGCCGCGGCCGGCGCACGGCGCUGUCUCGGCGGCGCUUCGUCGUGCUCCUCAUUUUCAGCCUGUACUCGCUGGUCAACGCCUUCCAGUGGAUCCAGUACAGCAUCAUCAGCAACGUCUUCGAGGACUUCUACGACGUGCCCUUGACGGACAUCGACUGGCUCUCCAUGAUCUACAUGUUGGCCUACGUGCCCUUCAUCUUCCCCGCCACCUGGCUGCUGGACAAGGGCGGCCUGCGCCUCACGGCCCUGCUGGGCUCGGGCUUCAACGCCCUGGGCGCCUGGGUCAAGUGCGGCAGCGUGGCCAGGGACCUCUAUUGGGUCACCAUGCUGGGCCAGUGCCUGUGCGCCGUGGCACAGGUGUUCAUCUUGGGCUUGCCCUCCCAUGUGGCCUCCGUGUGGUUCGGACCCCGGGAGGUGUCCACUGCCUGUGCCACGGCUGUGCUGGGGAACCAGCUUGGUGUUGCAGUUGGCUUUUUGUUACCACCAGUUUUGGUGCCCAACACAAAGAAUGACAGUUCUCUCAUGGCACACAAUAUCAACAUCAUGUUCUAUGGAACAGCAUCAAUUGCCACCCUUUUAUUCCUACUAACAAUAAUUGCAUUCAAAGAAAAGCCUCAGUAUCCACCAAGUGAAGCUCAAGCAAUUGUCCAACAAAAUCCCCCAGAGUAUUCCUAUAAACAAUCAAUAAUGAAUUUAUUAAAAAAUGUUCCCUUUAUGCUUUUGCUAAUUAGUUAUGGUAUUAUGACUGGGUCAUUUUAUUCAGUCUCAACACUAUUAAAUCAAAUGAUCUUGACAUAUUAUAAGGGAGAAGAAGUCAGUGCUGGACUGAUUGGGCUUACUCUAGUUGUGGCAGGAAUGGUGGGCUCCAUUCUCUGUGGUUUAUGGCUGGACUUCACCAAAACAUACAAACAGACUACUCUAAUAGUUUACUUGUUGUCUUUUGUUGGAAUGGUUAUAUUUACUUUCACCUUGAACCUUGGACAUCUUAUCAUUGUGUUUAUUACUGGAGGAGUACUUGGCUUCUUCAUGACUGGUUAUCUCCCCUUGGGGUUUGAAUUUGCUGUUGAAAUCACAUACCCUGAAUCUGAAGGCACUUCAUCGGGUCUUCUGAAUGCUUCUGCACAGUUAUUUGGAAUUUUUUUUACAUUGGCUCAAGGAAAACUUACUUCAAAACAUGGCCCUCAUGCUGGAAAUAUUUUCCUUUGUGUAUGGAUAUUUGUAGGCAUCAUUUUAACGGCACUAAUCAAAUCUGAUCUGAAAAGACACAGUGUAAAUUUAGGAGCUCGGAACAUGGACAUUAAAGCUGUGCCUGUCAACAGUCCUAAAGAUCGAAAAUCAAAAAACAUUAUGUUGACCAAACAAUCAGAAUCAAGAAUUUGAGGUGAAUGGAAAAGUUCAGUAGAAAAUCAUGCACAAAUUUCAUGUAAUACUCAGUAGUAUGAAUUGGGAUAAUCAGAUAUGUCAAAAUUGAUCUACAAGCUAUGAGAGAUGAAACUACUUGAAAAUAAUUAUGUGAAUUACAAAUGCACAAUUACUUUUGCCUAAAAGAGGUUACAACAUUUUAGCACUAUUUGUUAUUUAUCAAACAGUUUUACAUUUUUUAUAAUAGCACAUCUCUGAAAAUAAGGGCAUUUCUGCAUUUACUUUUUGAAAAUGGAAUAUUUUUCUAUUUUUUUAAACUAUGAGAGUGGCAAUAGAGAGCAUAUUAUUCUCCUUUAACAUAUUUAGGAUAUCCUUGCAAGUUCUUUUCUAAGACAUCAGUAAAAUAAUGGUACUAAAUUCUCUUUUAGUAAAGGAAAAACAAAAUGCUCUUAGUAUUUUAUUAUCUGUGUAAAUGAAAAUCAGGCAGCCCGGUAUUGAUGAAUAAAGAAUUAGUCUUGGAUUCAGGAAGACCUAGGUUCAAGUCCUCGUUCUGAUACAUUUGGGCUUUGUGGUCUCAGGGCCUCCAUCAACUCUCUAAGUUAUAAAACAAUUGCUGAAUUAAAUUGGUACAGGAAGUUUGCUCACCAGAAGUUCUCUAUAUUAAUGAAUCACAGGUCCAGGCCCUCUCCCCCAAACAGAUAAACAUGACAGACUCUAAAAAUCCGAAUGUGUGCUUUCUUAACUUCAUAUUCAUGAUAUCUGUCCAUCUUUAAUGUAUGCUAAUAGUAUACAAACAUGAAGCUACUGAGCCAAUGAAGGGGACGUGCUUGGAGUUCUCUAGUGGCCAAAAGGAGUCCUGCAUUUCAUAUUUAGUGUAAAGUAAAUUCUGUCAAAAUUCCAUUCCAUGUUUUAUUAUGAGAGGAAUAGAAUAACACUACACUACAUUACUUCUGUCUGGUUGUGAAAUGACCACCUUGCAUUUCUGCCUUGGAAGCUGUCAAGAGAAUGAAAGCCACAUUUUAUAGUCAUAGGUUUUCUCAGUAAGUGAAGCUACUUCUUGGCACAAUUGUUGCAACUCUAUAAUUGCAACUCUUUGGGUUCCAUUUUCUUCACCAUCUACCAUGUACCCUUUAGGCACUGUGCUCUCAGGUAACACAGGGUGUAGCACUGAUGCCAAGGAGUAGUGCAUGGAUGUGUCAGAGAAGAGCAGUGUCCUUCUCUUUCCCCCACAAAAAGGCAUACAUGAUAUUCUUACAUGUUCUUAUGACAGAGUGUUCCUUGAUGUGUGCAAGGUAAGAAUUGGCUGAGUGUUUUUCCACAGUGCCUACUAUAGUGUUCAUUCUGGAUGCCAUGGACAUGUAAAUGUUUCUGACUGAAAAACUGUACUGUACUCUAUUGUAUAUACUGUACAACUGUACUAACAGGUUGUAAGCCCUCAACUUCUUCCAAGUUUCAAAUUCUGCAUGAAGUCUUUUAAGGAAAGGCCAUAAUGGUAUCUAGAGUCUUGAAUAACUGCAUUAUUUGCAUCAUGUUCACACAUAAAUUAGCCCAAACAUGAAAAUUCAUGAAAGGUGCCCCUUUUGUAGUUGGAAUCAUAAUCCUGAUUUGGGCAGGAUCCAUGUACAGGUUUAUAUUUAACUUUUAAUCAAUUCUAUUCAGCAAAGACAUAAUACAUGUUAUCAAAUAUAGGCAAUAGAAUGACAGUGGAAAGAGUACUAGAUUAAAAAUCAGGAGCCCUUGGUUCUCAUUGUAGAUCUACCAAAUGACUAAAGGACUGUUAACAAAUCAUUUAACCUCACUAAGUCUGUUUUCUCACCUGUUAAAGUAGAAUUGGACUCAGUGAUCUGUAAGCUCCCUUCCAUUUCCAAAAGAUUUUACAGUGCUAAGUACUUUACCCCAGGUUGAGUUGGGUGCAACCAGAUGAUUGGUACCCCAGGCAUACUCCAACCUGUGCAAUUGGAUGAGAUUAUGUGAUUCAUCUGCUUCAUGGAUACAAAUGAUCCUUGAGUCCUUUUUAAUGGCCUCUUUGGAUGAGGUCAGUUGUAAAGUGCUCAGUAAAACUUCCUUUGAUAUUCAGAGCAUAAUAUGUAUUAACAGGAAUAUAUUUAAAGAAAUGUUACUGUAAUUAUUAAAAGUGUUUUAUUUUAAGUCUCUUAUAGACUUAAUGGGCACUUGCUGAGAUUUUUGUAAAAGUUACAAUUAAAACUGGAAUUACUAUCUUUUUGAAAAUGAUGGAUCUUAUGUGUAUAUGUUUUCCCUUAAGUUACUAGGAAACCAACUGUUGUUUUUUUUUUUUAACCUGCUUUGACAAAAGAAAAAGAUGAACUGAGAAUUUCCUAUAUGUGAACUAAAGCUGUAGUUUGGAACUCUAAAUGGACAAGGGCUGUCUGGUACUAUCUCUUGUAUCUUGGAUUGGAUUGCCUUUGGCUGGGAAAAGUUUUCAUUAAAUUAUUUCAGUGAUGUAUUUGUCAGGUGGCACAAAGAUGAUUAGGUUUGAUUUUUUUCCCGUAAAUAUUCCAUUUUGUUUGGAUACGUUGUUUUUUGAAGUGAUGAGAGCUCAGUUCCACCAGAUACCAAAAUUGAUUCUCUUGGGCUCAAAUAAUUCAUCACCACUUUUGCUAUUGGCUUUUGUUUGGAACAGGUCAUUUGGAUUACUUAUCAACAAGAGUGAUCCUUUAUGCCAUUAUAGAGAUUACUGUGCCUUCUCCCUGGACCUCCUGGCAUGCUCAUUAGGUCACCUUCCACCAUGCUUCCUGGGAAAGGGUGCCUGGGCUAAGCUUCUUGGCAUAGCAGGUACUACCUGCACAAGGCUAAAUGAAUGUCCCUGGCCUGCUGCACGAAGAGCGCAUGCUGCCAGCUUCCGUAAAGAUGCCUUUCUAAAUGUUGCAAAGAUAACUUGUUUCUUCAGUGUGUUGGAGAAAUCUCAUAUAAGAUGUAUUUGUUUGAACUCAGUAACUCUGGAAAAAAUGCUUUUCAUUUUUGUUUUCUUGGAGUGUGAAAUAUCACUGACAUUUUUCAUGUUCCUUUGAAUCUAAGGUAUGUUGUCCUCCAGUAUUCGUAAUUUGAAAUGAAUUU